Molecule: messenger RNA, 1032 nt
Organism: Sphaeroforma arctica JP610
Lineage: Eukaryota; Ichthyosporea; Ichthyophonida
Exons: 1
Coding region: 181-570 (129 amino acids)
Source: RefSeq, a predicted model, not a curated record
CAGGUAGUGGUAUCACAAGAGACUCCAGGCUGCUUCACCCGCGUCGGCCUUAUCGCUACUAACCGAAGUCACUCGGCUACUAAGGUCGCCUCUUACACCACACCGCACCCAAGGCCUAUUAAAACACCCACCCCAAUCCAACAUACACCCCUUCCAAGCAACCCACACAAACACACCACCAUGAGUGGCAAAGCAGAACCCAAGGUGUACUUCGCCAACGAGCGCACGUUCCUCAACUGGCUGCACACCGCCGUGCUCAUAUCCUCCACCGGUCUGGCCCUGAUGAACCUGUCCCCAAAUAGUGGGGCCAGUUCACGUACCUCCAUCAUUGCGGGGGCGAUCAUGAUCCCUGUGGCUAUCCUGUUUAUGGCCAUGUCUCUGUGGACGUUUGUGAAGCGCGACCGCAUGAUAAAGAACGGUGGGGAAGAGUUCCAAAGCAAAAUGGGGCCCAUCUUAAUCACUGUGCUGCUGUUAGGUGCGUUGGUGCUGCAGUACGGUCUGUGGUUUGCGGAGAAUGGCUCGGAUGUGUCCAAUUGGUAUAAUAAAGAGGCGCAGGUCUCGGCGCAAUAGCGAAGCGAAGCGCAGGGACGGGUACGUUUGGUUGCAUGGGACGGGAAUCGGAUAUAGUGUCCAAGCUGGAUGCUGAGUUACCAUGACAACGGGUGAGUGCACGGGGUGCCCCGUCCGAUCGUAUGCCGAAGGACGAUGGUGCAGUUUAGUGAGGGAUUCGAUUGUCACGUGCUUGCCUCGCUUUGACAGAGAGUGCCGACGUUGUCGAUUCCUGUACUGUUUAUAAACUCCCGGAUUUUUGGUAGAGGAUUAAGACCCGUUGUGCGCCGCAUAGGGGACAGUGCAGUUUUGCUGACAAAAAUUAGUUGGUAUUGAGGGCUGCGUGCACAGUCAGAACUACUUGAGGGCAUUUCCAGCUCUGUAUAGUUGUAUGAUAGUAUCCCAACUUCAAUGAUUAUAGCAAGCAAGCCUGCCGGUACUUUUUUAGGUGUAUAUGGAUGUAAAAUAAACGAACUUCACUGA